Molecule: messenger RNA, 741 nt
Organism: Penicillium longicatenatum
Lineage: Eukaryota; Fungi; Ascomycota; Eurotiomycetes; Eurotiales; Aspergillaceae
Product: short-chain dehydrogenase/reductase-like protein sdr
Exons: 2
Coding region: 1-741 (246 amino acids)
Source: RefSeq, a predicted model, not a curated record
AUGGCUGCUCUCGCUGGCAAAGUUGCUAUCAUUACCGGUGGCUCUAAGGGCAUCGGCAAGGCCACAGCUCUUCGUCUCGCGCGUGAUGGCGCAAAGGUAGCUAUCCAGUACCUCUCCGAUGACCAAGGCGCCCAGGAGGUGGUCAACACAAUUGGAGAGGAGAACGCCCUAGCCGUCAAGGGCAAUGCCGGCAACGUGGCCGACAGUGACGAGUUGAUCCGCCGUACGGUGGAUAAAUUCGGUCAGGUUGAUAUUCUCAUUGCCAACGCUGGCUCGUUGCCCGUCCGAGACUUAGCGAACACCUCCGAGCAAGACUUUGAUGAUUGCAUGGAUCUGAAUGUCAAGGGACCAUACUUUUUGGUUAAGAAAGCGGUCCCUCAUCUCCGCCCCGGCGCCCGCAUCAUCCUGGUUUCCACAACCCUGUGCCACGCCUCCACAAUCAGCCCUCCCUACCUUCUUUAUUUAACCACAAAGGGCGCCAUUGAGCAGAUGGUUCGUGUUCUCGCUAAGGAUCUGGGUCCCAAGGAAAUCACCAUCAACGCGGUCGCCCCGGGUCCCACCGACACCGUUCUGUUCACCCGUGGCAAGCCAGAACCCGUGCUGAACGCCAUCAAGAAUCUCAGCCCCCGAGGUCGUUUGGGUACACCGGAGGAGAUUGCGGAGGCCAUGGCGUUUUUCAGCUCCCCGGCUAGUGGCUGGGUCUCUGGACAGAUUUUGCGCGUGAAUGGCGGUAUGGCUUAG